Messenger RNA from Gaeumannomyces tritici R3-111a-1, 1899 nucleotides. RefSeq lists its product as hypothetical. The transcript has a single exon. Bases 1 to 1899 code for a protein of 632 amino acids. The record is from RefSeq and is a predicted model, not a curated record. NCBI's taxonomy places the organism in Eukaryota, Fungi, Ascomycota, Sordariomycetes, Magnaporthales, Magnaporthaceae. Gene Ontology annotation, molecular function: protein binding.
AUGGCCGAGUCUCCAACCCCUGCCCUGCCGGCCAGGGAGCGGUCCGCCGCCCCUCCCCCCACGGCCAUCGAGGACCUGCCCAACGAGCUGCUCUCGCACAUCUUCACCUUCCUCGAUGGGCCCGCCGCCCCCUCGGACGCCCGCCUGCACGACCAGCCCAGCGCCCGCCUCUUUGCGCCCGCCGCCGGCGACCUCCCCCCGCCGCCGCAGCAGCUGCUGCCGCUCAAGAGCGCCUCGGCCGUCAGCCGGCGCUGGCGCGCCAUCUCGCUGCCCGUCCUCUUCCGCCACGUCGUCUGGCCCGUCGACCGAUGGGAGCUGCUGCUGGUCGAGCAGGAGGCCGACCGCGUCGCUGCCGUGCCGCUGCUCGAUUUCGUCAGGACCAACGGUCUUGGGCCCUCGGUCCUGACGCUGACCAUGGUCGUGGGCGACAGCCUCGCCGGCAUGUACCGGCUGCAGGCCGAGGACGACGACGACGACGACGACGAGGACGUGACGGACCGAGUGCAGGAGUCCCCACGGCAGCAGCAGUGUGGCGACGAGGACGACAGUCAUCAGGACCAGGAGGACAGCAGCAGCCGCCGCGUCUCGCGCGUCGUGGAUGACCAGCCCGAGCCGGAGCGGUCCGUCACGUACAACGAGGACAACAACUGGCUGUGGGACGUCAUCUUGGGGCUCGUCGACCCGCUGCGCCUCACGCUCGUGGCGCCGCCGCGCAUGCUGGCGUCGCUGCUGUCGCGCAUGGUGUUCCUGGGCGACGCCUGCAGCUUCGGGCCCUCGCUGCACCUGCUGUCGCUGUCGCGCGCCCGCCGCGGUGGGUCGGCCCCGGCCCGCGGCGCAGCUGUGGGCUGCUCCCGCAAGGGUAAGGAAAAGGAAAGGGAAAGGGAGGCGACGCGCCCAGGGCAGCCCUCGUCCUCUUCCGCCCCGCCGAGGCAGCAGGGCCUGCGACGCGUCCCCUGCCGGCUCUUCACCGCGCGGGCCUGGACGUCGGUGCUGCUCAACGAAGGGUCCUCGGCGCGCGUCUACUCGGCGCCCGAGUUCUACACCAAGCGGCCGCCCUCCAUCCUAGAUGCGCUCCUGGGCGCGGGAGAGUUCCCCAACGACGAGCGCCUCAUCCCGCCGCGCGUGCGCUCCCUGUCGUACGUGGCCGUGUUCCCACUCUCGGCCCACUUCGCGACGCUGGUGCGCCACCUGCCGCCCCUGGACCGGCUGUUUGUGCAGGUCGUGCCGCGCGACGACGACGACGUCUUUGGCGACGUGCUGGAGAGGACCAGGCGGCGGCUGGGGAGCAGGCAGCGGCCCGUGGACCCGCAGGACCUGUGGAUCGAGCGCAACGCGGCCUACAGCCUCGUGAUCCGCGCCAUGGUGGACGGCCGCCGCAGGGGCUACUGGCGCCAGCUGCGCGAGUUCGAGUCGGGCGACGCCGCGGACCGCGAGGCCUGGGAGCUGGCGGUGCAGUACGUGCGCAUGGCGGGGCGGGCGUGGCGCGUCGCGGGAGAUGGGGUGUUUUGCCGCCGCGAGGGGUAUGAAGAGGAGGGGGACGAUGGGGGUGGUGGUGGUGGUGGUGAUGAUGACGGCUAUGAGGAUGGUCACGACGAUGAUGAUGAAGAUGAUGUUGAAGAUGAUGAUGAAGAUGAUGAUGAAGAUGAUGAUGACCAUGAUGGUUAUCACGGCGGGUUCGGUGGCAUGCUGCCGCUCAUCGGCGAGGACGGCCCCGAAGACGACGAUGACGACGAGUCCAUCGUCGAGAUCAUCGAGAUGCACGGCGGCGGCGGCGGCAGUGGAGGCGGGGUUGGGGGGAGCGGAAACGGAGGGGCAGGGUCCGCGCAUCAAGGGGGUGAGGAGUCGGACGAGGAGGAUGAAGCGUCCGUUGCCGACUCGCCAUUCCUGUCAGUACCGUGA